AUGUCGGCUGUUUUGAGUGAGUUUGCUCACCUUAUCGGUGCCGUUAUAUCUGGCGGAUAUAUUGUCUGGUCUAUUGUCGAGCGCGUCUCACUGAAGUAUAUUAAUCGUGAUCUGACCCCCUUUGCGGCCUACUCUUCGCUAUGGAUUGCCGUUGUCCUCGUCCCUUUCUUCAUAUAUAUCCGCAACCGGCUGUACUACCUCCGUGGCAGUCGCAUGCAUGACUGCAAGCCCGCCAAAGUGUAUCCGCACCGCGAUCCUAUCCUGGGCCUGGAUAUGCUGUUUAUUAUGCUCAAGGCUGUGAGGGAGCAUAAGGUUUUAAGUAUAUGGUAUAGCCUUUUCCACUCUAUUGGCAGCACUUACUGGACCCUUACCACUGGCAAAUGGGUUCUCAUGACCUGCGAGCCGGAGAACAUCAAGGCUCUACUGUCGACGCAGUUUGAAUCGUGGCCGCUUAGCCCGAUCCGCAAGAAGGGUUUGGAGGAAGUUCUUGGUCCGCAUGCCAUCUUCACCGUAGACGGGCCGGAGUGGCAGCAUGCCCGUGCCAUGAUCAGACCCAGUUUUGUGAGGAGACAGAUUACAGACCUAGAGUACAUGGACAGGCAUGUUGAAAACUUCCUCGAUAGGCUGCCUAAGGAUAGCUCCAAGUUUGAUAUACAGGAACUGCUCUAUCUCUUUACUAUGGAUGUAUCAACUGACUUUAUGUUCGGACAUUCAACCAAUAUGCUCACCAACCCUUCUAAGGAGGCCCUUGAAUUUACUAACUCAUUUGACUAUAUGCUCUAUGCUGCCGCGACACGCGGCCGUCUCGGCUGGCUCUUGCUGCUAAUGCCCGACAAGAGGUUCAGGGAAUGCAUUAAGGUGUGCAACAGCUUUAUAGAUCGUUAUGUGGCUGAUGCCAUUACCCAAGACAAAGAAAAAGAACGUUCAUAUGUUUUUAUGUACGAGCUUAUCCAAUCUGGAGCAUCUCCAAGAAUGGUGCGGGAUCAGUUAAUGGCCUUGAUUCUGGGUGGCCGCGACACAAGCGCCAGCACUAUGACAUCGCUUUUCUGGAUACUAGCUCGACGACCUGACGUGGUGAAGAAGCUAAGGAAUGAGAUUUCUGACUUGAAUGGUAGGAAGCCGACAUGUGAGGAGCUGAAGACUUUGAAGUACCUUAAUAUGGUAUUGAAAGAAGGUAUAACGAUGAGUCAUUUCCCUCAGUUCUGUUUCCCGAGAAAUAUGCUGACUUGCAUUGUAGCUUUGAGACUCUGGCCACCUUUGCCUUCUAAUAUGCGCACUUCCAAUAAGGAUAUAGUCCUCCCUAAGGGUGGUGGCCUGGAUGGCCAAAGCCCUGUAUUCGUCCCUAAGGGCACUGAUUGCCGCUUCUCUACUUAUAGUCUGCAUAGGCGGAAAGACUUAUACGGUGAAGACGCUGAGGAGUUCCGACCUGAAAGAUGGGAGUCUCUUCGACCAUCUUGGGAGUAUAUCCCCUUCAGUGGCGGACCGCGUAUAUGCAUCGGACAGCAAUUUGCCCUAACUCAGAUGCUGUACUUGAUUGCGAGAGUGCUCCAGCACUUUGACCAGAUUAAGCCAGCUGAUAAUAAUCCCAUGCUACAGAAGGCAGGCACGACGAUAUCCAUGGUUAAAGGGUGCUGGAUUUACUUGACGCCACCUUGA
Trichoderma virens Gv29-8 is the source of this 1656-nucleotide messenger RNA. RefSeq lists its product as uncharacterized. The record is from RefSeq and is a predicted model, not a curated record. The coding region runs from base 1 to 1656 and encodes 551 amino acids. The transcript is spliced from 3 exons. Gene Ontology annotation, molecular function: heme binding; oxidoreductase activity, acting on paired donors, with incorporation or reduction of molecular oxygen, reduced flavin or flavoprotein as one donor, and incorporation of one atom of oxygen; iron ion binding. NCBI's taxonomy places the organism in Eukaryota, Fungi, Ascomycota, Sordariomycetes, Hypocreales, Hypocreaceae.